AACCGCUCGGCCCCCAUGAAGCCCGCCAGGGCGUCCCAGCGCUACAGAAGCAUCCGGAGAAACACCGGCCAGCGCUGCCUGUACCAGGAGUCCCUGUUGCUCGGCAAGUUGGACGACAGCUUUAAUGCUGAUGAAACAGGGGACAGCAAUGAUCCAGAACAAAUCUUCCAGAAUAUUCAGUUCCAGAAAGAUCUCAUGGCAAACAUUCGCUGCAGACCCUGGACCAUGAGGCAGAAGCUGGGAGCACUGAGGCGAGCGAAGGAGAUUGUGCUGAAGUUCGAAGGGAGGCUGACCAGGACCCGAGGAUACCAAGCGGCAGGUGCAGAGCUGUGGCGGAAAUUUGCUCGCGGGGCCUGUAACUUCAUGGUCACCUUCAUCCCCUGGGAAAUGAGGAUAAAGAAAAUCGAGAGUCAUUUUGGAUCUGGUGUCGCCUCCUACUUCAUAUUCUUGAGAUGGUUAUUUGGAAUUAAUAUUGUGCUCACAGUGAUGACAGGUGCUUUUAUCGUCAUUCCAGAGCUCAUUGCGGGCCAGCCCUUCGGAAGCACGGACAGCAAGACGAUCCCCAAGGAGAGUGUUAUGUCUGCCCGAGACCUGGACACCGUCUGGUCCCUGGGGGGUUAUCUACAGUACUCUGUCCUCUUCUACGGCUAUUACGGCAGGGAGAGAAGGAUCGGGAGAGUGGGCUACCGGCUGCCCCUGGCGUACUUCCUGGUGGGCAUGGCUGUGUUUGCUUACAGCUUCAUCAUCCUCUUAAAAAAGAUGGCCAAGAACUCGCGCAUGAGCCUCGCCAGAGCCUCCAAUGAAAACUACACGUUCUGCUGGCGGGUGUUCUGUGCCUGGGAUUACCUCAUCGGAAACCCAGAGGCCGCCGAGAGCAAAACGGCCGCCAUCGUAAACAGCAUCAGGGAGGCCAUCCUGGAAGAACAGGAGAAGGAGAAAAGUAAAAACCUGGCAGUGACCGUGUGCCUGAGGGUUGUUGCCAACGUCCUGGUGCUUCUGUUGCUCGCCGGGAGCAUCUGCCUCAUCUACCUCGUGGUGGACCGGUCCCAGAAGCUGGAGCAGUCAAAGAAGGAGCUGACGCUCUGGGAGAAGAACGAGGUGAGUGUGGUCGUCUCCCUGGUCACCAUGCUGGCCCCAUCAGCCUUCGACCUCAUCGCCGCCCUGGAGAUGUACCACCCGCGGACCACGCUGCGUUUUCAGCUGGCGAGGGUCCUCGUGCUGUACCUGGGGAACCUCUACAGCCUGAUCAUCGCUCUCCUGGACAAAGUUAACAGCAUGAGCGCUGAGGAAGCUGCCACCAGCAGUAACGCGAGCCACUGGACGGGUUCUACUGUCUUCUUGGCUGCCAGUGCGGCCCCGGAAGGGGAGAAAUGGGCCACACGUGGGCCCGGGACCGGGCUCGGGAGAGGCGGAAUGUGGACCCCAGAGGAGGCUGGCCUGCCGACCCCCACCUUGCCCCUCGCGGGGGCCAACAAGACCGCCAUCUACACCCAGAGUCUUCAAGACCAGUGCUGGGAGACAUACGUCGGCCAGGAGAUGCUGAAGCUUUCCAUCAUCGACAUGCUCUUCACCGUGGCCAGCAUUCUGCUCAUCGACUUCUUCCGAGGACUUUUCGUCCGGUACCUAAGCGACUACUGGUGCUGGGACCUGGAAAGCAAGUUUCCUGAAUACGGGGAAUUCAAAAUAGCAGAGAACGUGUUACAUUUAGUCUACAACCAAGGAAUGAUUUGGAUGGGGGCCUUCUUCUCCCCGUGCCUCCCGGCGUUCAACGUGCUCAAGCUGAUCGGGCUCAUGUACCUGAGGAGCUGGGCCGUGCUCACCUGCAACGUGCCCCACCAGCAGGUGUUCCGGGCCUCCAGAUCCAACAACUUCUGCGUGGCGAUGCUCCUGUUCAUGCUGUUUCUGUGCAUGCUGCCCACUGUCUUUGCUAUUGCUCGGUACAAGCCGUCUCUGAACUGCGGGCCCUUCAGCGGACAAGAGAAGAUGUACGACGUCGUGUCGGAGACCAUCGAGGAGGACUUCCCCGCGUGGUUCGGCUCCGUGGUGGGGUACGUCAGCAGCCCCGUGGUCAUCCUGCCGGCCACACUGCUGCUGUUCAUGGUCAUCUAUUACCUUCAGAGCAUCGCAAGAUCCUUAAAGCUCAGCAACCAGCAGCUCAGAAUGCAAAUCCAAAACGCCAGAUCUGAAGACAAGAAAAAGGUUGCCCAAAUGGUAGAGGCCCGAAUCCAAGCCCAAGAAGAAAGCAGCAAGAGGCUUCCCAAGGACGGCGACCUCGGCAGCCAGCUGUCCUCAGCUCACUCGGGGACACCCCAGAGCAACGGCGCCGUGGUCAAUUGGGACUCAUGCAGCAGUGAGAGGGGCAGGGUAGAGGCCGCUGCCCAGCACACACCCCCGAGUCCCCAGCCAGGCCCCCGCAGCCCCAGCUCGCCUCUUCCCGGCACGUCCAAACCCAGGCCGGGGCAGGACACGAACAGGCGCCCGCGUGGUCCUUGCGUGAGCACAGGUGACCGGCGCAGGAGCAGACCCCGCUCACCUGUGAUGCUGACAAAGCCCAUCGAAGACGCUCACUCAGAACCUCUUUUCCAAAAAGGCUUUCAGCACAUCAGCCCUCCCCUUGGCGGACCGGGCCCCUCGGCCUGGGCACCGCGUGGUCGCAGGCCCCGGGCCCCCAGCUACUACAUCGUUAAUGAGCGAGACUCUCACAAAAAUUCCCAUCCAACUUUCUGGCCAGAGAGACAUUUCCGGAUGGAUGCCCUGGGGGACCUGGUGGAGGUGUACCCCAGGAGCACGCGACAAGCUGUGUCCCGGGGCCCCCGGCAGGGUGGCUCCCCGCAGCUGAGUGAGGAAGACGAGGACGCCCCGCGGAGGCAGCUGAUGGAAGGUUCUUUCCACCCACACGCCCCGGCGGGCCUCCGAGGGGCUCCUCACUUCCGUGUUGGCGAAAGGUCAGAGAGGCAGACCCCGGCCCCCAAGCACCAGGGAAGGGUGCCCCACGGGUCCUGGAGUGACGGCUUGGAGACUCAACUCGACAGGCCGGUGUACGUGCACAAGAAACCACGCUCCCGGGGCUCCCAGUACCCACAGCACCCCCCGAACCUCAGGGACAGGCCGGAGUUUGAGCCACCCCUGAUGGAACUGGACUCCGUGUCAGCAGCGUCCAGCAGCGACCAGCGGGACAGCAGCUGUGAGCGAUACUUCUGGGUCCCCCACGGCAAGGGCAGGUUCCCAAGGCCUGCGCUCCAGCUCGGCAGGAGAAAGGCCACAUCCAGGCAGGAGCUGAUCGCGGAUCUGAAUGACCUGGUUUGUUCUAACGUCUAGAGACUUCGUCCUGUUGGUUCGGAGCCCAGUUGGAGUGCCGGUCUGCUGGUCUGACGGCGAAUGGUCCCCCCCCCCCCACUUCUGGAAGGAGACUCGAACACACAGC
Molecule: messenger RNA, 3424 nt
Organism: Neofelis nebulosa (Clouded leopard)
Lineage: Eukaryota; Metazoa; Chordata; Mammalia; Carnivora; Felidae
Gene: TMC3
Product: transmembrane channel like 3
Exons: 22
Coding region: 16-3318 (1100 amino acids)
Cellular component (GO): plasma membrane
Molecular function (GO): mechanosensitive monoatomic ion channel activity
Source: RefSeq, a predicted model, not a curated record